Messenger RNA from Trifolium pratense (red clover), 1311 nucleotides. RefSeq names its product galactomannan galactosyltransferase 1-like. The record is from RefSeq and is a predicted model, not a curated record. Gene Ontology annotation, cellular component: trans-Golgi network; membrane; endosome. The transcript has a single exon. Gene Ontology annotation, molecular function: galactosyltransferase activity. Lineage: Eukaryota; Viridiplantae; Streptophyta; Magnoliopsida; Fabales; Fabaceae. Bases 1 to 1311 code for a protein of 436 amino acids.
AUGGCGAAAUUCGGUUCGAAGAACAAAUCAUCCAUAUGUGCCUCAAAUGGUUGCAUCUUCCUCGGAGGAGCAAUGUCAGCUCUUCUUUUAAUAUGGGGUCUCUCUUCUUUCAUCAACCCAAUCCCAAAUUCCAACCCCAAAUUCAACUCCAUUGCUAACCAUCUCAAAGCCUUAAACUUCACCACAAAUAACAACUUCACUCAAAAUUUGUUAUAUGAUCCAUUGGAUAAAACUUUCUAUGAUGAUCCAGAAACAUGUUACACCAUGGACAGACCAAUGAAGAAUUGGGAUGAGAAGCGUAAAGAGUGGCUACUACUACAUCCUUCAUUUGCCGCUGAAGCAGGUGAAAAGAUACUCGUAAUAACAGGUUCGCAGCCGACAAAGUGUGAUAACCCCAUCGGCGACCACCUUUUACUACGGUUCUUUAAAAACAAAGUUGAUUAUUGUCGGAUACACAAUCACGACAUAAUCUACAACAAUGCGUUGUUGGACUUGAAAAUGGACUCUUAUUGGGCCAAGUAUCCUAUGGUUCGGGCCGCAAUGUUGGCUCAUCCAGAAGUUGAGUGGAUAUGGUGGGUUGACUCUGAUGCAGUUUUCACUGACAUGGAGUUCAAAUUGCCAUUAAACCGUUACAAGGAUCACAAUCUCGUAAUUCACGGUUGGGAACAUUUGAUUAAGGUAGAACAUAGUUGGACUGGGCUAAACGCGGGGGUUUUCUUAAUGCGGAAUUGUCAGUGGUCGUUGGACUUUAUGGAUGUUUGGGCCAGUAUGGGACCAAAUAGUCCAGAAUAUGAGAAAUGGGGGGAGAGAUUGAGAGCUACUUUCAAAACAAAGGUGGUACUUGAUUCAGACGAUCAGACGGCGCUUGCUUACUUAAUCGCAAUGGGAGAGGACAAAUGGACAAGCAAGAUAUUUUUAGAGGAUGGGUUUUAUUUCGAAGGUUAUUGGUUGGAGAUUUCAAAAAUGUACGAUAAAAUGACGAAGAAAUACGAUGAGGCGGAAAAAAGGGUGGAAGGAUUAAGAAGAAGACAUGCAGAGAAGGUUAGUGAACAUUAUGGUGAAAUGAGGGAGAAGUAUGUUAAGGAUUUAGGAGAAUUAAGGAGACCCUUUAUUACACAUUUUACAGGGUGUCAACCUUGUAAUGGUCACCAUAAUCCAAUGUAUGCUGCUGAUGAUUGUUGGGAUAGUAUGGAGAGGGCUCUUAAUUUUGCUGAUAAUCAAGUUUUGCGCACAUUUGGUUUCAUUCAUCCAAAUCUGUUGGACAAGUCUGUUUCUCCAUUACCCUUUGGAUAUCCUGAUGCAUCAGCAUAA